GUUUAUUCAAAACUUUUCAACAUGAAAGAAUCUCUGUUCUUAGCUGUUCUAACGAUCUUGUUAAUGAUUGUGAGUUGUUAUGGCUAUGACUCUCAGCAAUUAUACGAUCAGCUGUGUAAGGAAAGUUUUAACGGUUUUUUUCCUCAUCCCGAAGACUGUCAUAAGUUUAUAAGAUGUAGCCAUGGCAAAGCUUAUGUGUUUUAUUGCCCAGCAAAUUUACUGUGGCAUCAAGAGAUCGAAUCAUGUGAUUAUUCUUAUCGUACGAAGUGUAAAUUUCAUGAAGUUAAGAAUGAAGAUCAUAAGACUACAGUGGAGUAUUUAAAGUCAUUUAUUGAACACAAAUCAAAACCAAAUUUAACGGCGAAGUUUUAUUAUGUUAAAAGCAUGAUUAAUAACUAUAACAGAACAGUAUUAACAGAGGAAACUCUUGCUGUUAAUGUAACAGAGGCAAUAAUAACAGAUUUUGACAAAACCUCUAUAGAAAUUAACGAAAAUCUCAACAGUUCUAUAAAUUUAAAGGAAAAUAUCUUAAAGAAAAGAUUGACUAAAGCAACUAAAUGUAAUAAAAACAAUAACAGAACUAUAAUAACAAAGAGAACAGUUGCUGUUAAAACAACAGAGCCCACAUUAACAGAUUUUUCAAAAACUCUGCGGAAAUUACAGAAAAUAUUAACAAUUCAUUAAAUUUAAUAAGUAAGC
This is a messenger RNA of Lucilia sericata (common green bottle fly), 699 nucleotides long. RefSeq lists its product as uncharacterized. The record is from RefSeq and is a predicted model, not a curated record. Gene Ontology annotation, molecular function: chitin binding. Lineage: Eukaryota; Metazoa; Arthropoda; Insecta; Diptera; Calliphoridae. The transcript has 2 exons. The coding region runs from base 22 to 684 and encodes 220 amino acids. Gene Ontology annotation, cellular component: extracellular region.